This is a messenger RNA of Athene cunicularia (burrowing owl), 3749 nucleotides long. RefSeq names its product patatin-like phospholipase domain-containing protein 2. Gene Ontology annotation, biological process: lipid homeostasis; triglyceride catabolic process. Gene Ontology annotation, molecular function: triacylglycerol lipase activity. The record is from RefSeq and is a predicted model, not a curated record. The transcript has 9 exons. Lineage: Eukaryota; Metazoa; Chordata; Aves; Strigiformes; Strigidae. The coding region runs from base 625 to 1842 and encodes 405 amino acids. Gene Ontology annotation, cellular component: lipid droplet; membrane; cytoplasm.
GUGGAUUCAUGGCCCAAGGCUUCACUCUGCCAGAGUGGAAUGAAAAAAAAUCUCUGGUGAUAAAAAUGAAGGAUGUCUGAUACCACAGAUUUUUUGAGAUACACUUUUGAACAUAGACUCUUGGUUUACUGUGUUAAGAGAGAAGCAUUUAGGUGUUGCUGUUUGAGGGGGGGGGAAAAAAUAAUGUUGUAGAAUGGUAGUAUUUUUGGAAAUUAAUUUGAAUUCAAGGGCUUAAGCAGAGUUGUUUCCAGUGCAGUGCUCACAUUUAACUCAAAUCCUCUAGAAGGAGCAGAUGUAAGUUAAAAUAGCCAAGUUCUGAAAAUAUUUUUAGAUGACCCUGUAGCAUAUCACUGGGGUUAAUAACCUGUUACUUUGACCUUCCUCCCCACCCCCUUUCCUCUCCCAAGUUGACAAGCUUUUCAGGCAAUUUCCUCAAAGUAUGCCCUGGAGAAACAUGGUGUUAAAAAUUCAAACACAACAUUGCAGGUGGAUGAGCUGCUGUUCUUCCUUUGACUAGCUCAAGCUUGUGCAGAUGUCCUGGCAUUAGCCAAAGAAGCUAGAAAGCGAAAUCUUGGUCCUCUUCAUCCUUCCUUUAAUGUGAUAAAGAUAAUAAGAGAUGGACUGAUGAGAAAUCUUCCAGAAAACACUCACCAGUUGUCAUCGGGCAGACUGUGUAUUUCACUGACCAGAGUAUCAGAUGGUAAAAACGCAUUGAUAUCUAAUUUUAACUCUAAAGAAGAAGUUGUCCAGGCUUUAAUCUGUAGUUCAUUUGUCCCUAUUUAUUGUGGCCUAAUUCCACCGUCAUUCAGAGGUGUGCGCUAUGUGGAUGGAGGGAUCAGUGACAACUUACCCCACUAUGAGUCCAAGAGUACCAUCACAGUUUCACCUUUCGCUGGGGAGUGCGAUAUCUGCCCAAAGGGGAAUUCUGCCAACUUUCAUGAAAUGAACGUGACCAACACCAGCAUCCAGCUCAGUCUGGGGAACCUUUAUCGUUUAACACAAGCGCUCUUCCCCCCAGAACCUAAGGUACUAGGAGAGAUCUGUGAGCAAGGAUAUUCAGAUGCUCUUAAAUUCUUGAAAGAGAACGGUAUUCUGAGUGACUCCAUUUACAUCCACUUGUCCUUCGCAAAAAGAAAUCCUCAUGAGCCUGCACAACGCAUUGAGCAUACGAAGAAAAGAAAACUGAUGGAAAAUAACAGAACAGAAACCCUGAAAGUGGAAGUACUUAACGAGCUGAAGCCAAGUCCAUGGCCUUUGGAGAAGAGCAUAUUUGAGAGUCUACCUCCUAGACUUCGUAAAGCACUGCAGGAAGCUUGUAAAGAACAGAAUGGAUUCUACGCUCAGUUCUCUAAACUCUUCCCCAUGCGGGUCCUGUCCUAUUUGAUGCUCCCUUACACGCUGCCGGUGGAGUCUGCCUACUCUGUUGCUUUACGGCUGGUGAACUGGUUUCCUGACAUGCCUGCUGAUGUCCGGUGGAUGCAGGAGCAGCUCUGUCGGAUUGCUGGAACAGUGUAUUCCCAGGCUAAAAGCAAGCUGUUCUGUACCUCCAGGAAAGACAAUUAUGCAUCACUAAGAAAAUGUCAAACUGUCCCGUCUACGAUGGAAUUUCUUUCUUCAUACUGCAACCUUAAAAUGCCUCACUCUUCUGCAGACCUUGAAACCUGGCUCUGGGAAUCCUCGGGCUUCAUGUACUCGGCUACAAAAGAUGCUUCUGCUGACGGGGAGGGGCACCCAGACCUAAGCAGCUAUCCUCACUUUCUCCCGAAUUCUGAUGAGUCUGGGUUGGAAAUGGAUUUUGAUUCUUCCUCAGAGACAAGUUUCCAAACUGCUCCAGAGUAUUAAUGUGGAAGCAGAUUCCACAGUUUCAAAAAUUCCAAUUUGGCAGGGAAAUUUAAAUCCGAAAGGACUAAAGAUCACUUUGUUUAUUGCCAAUAAGUGUUGGAAAAAUAAUUUGUUUACAGCUUCCUGACAAAUCUGCCUUGGGAAUUCUACUGUUUUAAGGAUUAUAAAAACAGUAGCUGCUACACCAAGUGACAGACUACACAGUUCUGUCGAAGCACCAGCUCAGUCAACUGUAGUAAGACUCGUAGUUAAACAGUGUCUCCCUGGAAAUAAAUUAUUUUUUUAAAAAAUCUACUUUCAGCAUAAAAAUGUAAAUUCUGUAAACCAGGUGGUUAGACAAACAAGCAUCGAUAGUGAAAGCUUUUUUAAAAUGUAAUUAUUAAUAUUAUGUGUUUGGAUUACUUUUAUAGCACUUAGAUGAAAUUGGACUUUUAAUUCCUAAAGGGAAAUACACAAAUGAGCUUUUUGGUGGCCUCCAGUGUGCGUUUGUAUGUUUAAACAUACUGUUGUGUUCAUGGAGAAGCUGGCUGCUCUGUAGGAGGUACCCUGGGACCAGUGUUACUCCAGGUGGUUGGCCAUCUUCCCCAGUUCAUGGUGCUUCUCCUCUGUGGCUCUUUCCUCUUCAAAUGCUUUGAGGGAAAAAGGUGUAAGACGUGGGACACGUUCCCCUGAAGUGUGAACAGGCACUGUUGCAGUGAUGAUGUCAGAGGAUGUGUUUUGUACUUAAGGGCUUAAUAUUUGAUUGAGAACUGAAAAGUAGGUGAAAUUGUGAUUAGUAGAAAACAGUAAUUUGAGAACUUUACAGAAGAUGUCAAUGUAAGUCACUGUAUAGCAAGUGGGGGAUGAUGUUUAGGUCUGCUCUUUAAUUGCUGCCCAAUUGCUCUCAGUCAUUUUUUUUUCUCCUCCAACUUGAGAGAUUUUUCUUCCCUCCUUUCACUUCCCUCUUGCUAAAGGAGGGAGGAAAAAAGGGUCCCUCUGGUCUCAGGGGUGUGUGAUAACCCACAGGAGCUUUCCCAGGACGGCUUGUUACAAGAAGGAAAAGCCGAAGACGUGGUGAAGUGUCAGCAGCAGGGAGCUCUGCGGGGGUCUCCUGGUGAUAACGGCCGAGUCAGCCACAUCCCAGCUGUGCGGAGUGAUGGGCUGUUCCAACGCUUUCCACUAUGAAGGUUCUGCGUAGUUUUAAUCAAGGCAACACAUCAGUGUGUGAACACACCGGGGGGAUAAGGAGCUGCUCAGGUUAAGGACUUCUGGGAUGUUCUGUUCUCAUGUCUUGUACAGUUAAUGUAGAGGGAGACGAGGGGUUUGCAAUGGAGUUGUGCAGGUGUUUGGGGGCGGUCUGGCAGCUGCUCCUUCUGGAAGUGAAUCUGAGCAGCUGGGGAGAAGCAGCGGUUGGGCUGUGAUGCUCAGGAGAGGGGACCUGGAGUGCGAGUUUGACAGCGAAGAGCAAAAGGUGGCGUUUGCAUUGGACCAGCUUCCAGGCAGUUUCUCAGUUGUGAUUUCCUGAAGCUUGAAGCGUGAAAUUUUAGAACAUCAAAAAUUAUUUUAGGAUGGGGGGGCGGGGGAGAAGGCGGGGGGCUGUUUCCGUAUGCAGUGGACUGGUGCAGUUUUACUUCAAUCUUUUGUUCCUUUCUUCCAUGUAAGUACCUUCAGAUUUGUGAGAAGAGUUGGAAAUGUUACUCUAACCACAGUUAAGAGACAAGAUCUGUUUUACAUUUGUCUUUAACUUUAAACUUCCUGUAAUUUAAUCUUAUAUUGUGCAAAACGUUAGUUUUACCAGUAUGUGUUAGAACUCAAGCAGGAGGGGCAAGUUUUGCUUCCUGUGUACUGGAAUAGUUCUCUUUACAUUUACAUCAACCACAGCUCCACUUUUGUCUCUUUUUUCUGAAAUAAAAUCUCUCCUGUUACCA